CUCCAAGCAGGACGGUGAUCUCUGUCUUAGCAAAGUACUACUACGCCAGGCCCUUACCUCUGCACUUAGGAGACGCAUUUAUUUCUGUGGGUAUUUAUUUACCUGGGUUUGUCGGGUUGCUUUUGGCACUAUGAGAGGUCUGCUAUGGUAGAACAAAUGCAUUCUAAGUUUGCGUCAGAUCUGGAUGUACUUGUACAGAAAAUCAGAUAGAAGGGCAUGCUUCACCGUGCAAAGUAUAAUCGUUUCAGGAAUGAUUCAGUGACAUCAUUCGAUGAGCUUAUACACAACUUAUCAAUGAACGGCAAGGGCUCGACUGUUACGACGACAACAACGACAUCUGCUGCAUCUUCAUACCCAGAACCACCAGAGGUGCUCCGCAAGGACCAGGAAAAUGGGCCCACGACCCUCUGCAACUUCAUCCAAAAGAUGUCCCAUCUGAAAUUUGCCAGCACAGGCAGCCUGUUGGGCAUCAAAAAUCUGUCCUCUGCAAUGAAAGACCUUGCCUCCUCUAAACAGCAAGGCAGUUCAAGCACUCCUAGCUCAGUUUCAGCAGCUGUAGACACAUGUAACCCUGUCUCCUCCACUCCGUAUUCCCAGCAGGACAUGAACAAGAUGAGCACUGACAAGAAGACCAAGGUAGAAGAUAUUCACUUGUGUGGAGAGGAUUGGAAUCACAGUGGAGGCUUUGUUAAUAAACCCUCACGAGGGUGGCUGCACUCUAAUGAGAAAAUCCUGGGACCUGGUGUGACGUACAUUGUAAAGUAUCUAGGCUGUAUAGAAGUGUUACGGUCAAUGCGUUCCCUUGAUUUCAAUGUAAGGACACAGAUUACAAGAGAAGCUAUCAGUAGAGUGUGUGAAGCUGUACCAGACACCAAAGGGGCUUUUCGAAAGAGGAAGCCACCAAGUAAAGCAUUGUCUAGUAUACUUGGUAAGAGUAAUUUGCAGUUUGCUGGAAUGAACAUCACUCUGAAUAUUUCAACUAGCAGCCUUAAUCUAAUGACGCCUGACACAAAGCAGAUUAUAGCAAAUCAUCAUAUGCAGUCCAUUUCCUUUGCAUCUGGUGGCGAUCCGGACACCACAGAUUAUGUUGCAUAUGUGGCAAAGGACCCAGUGAACCGUCGAGCAUGCCAUAUAUUAGAAUGCUGUGACGGGUUGGCUCAAGAUGUUAUCAGUACCAUAGGCCAAGCUUUUGAACUUCGAUUCAAGCAAUAUCUACAGUGUCCUACUAAGAUAUCUAAUAUACAUAGCAGAAUGCCAAAUUUGGAAGAAUCACCUUGGUUUGGUGAAGAUGAAAAGGUAACAGAGCAUCCCUAUUAUAACAGUAUUCCAGGGAAAGUCCCUCCUCCUGGCGGGUUUGUUGAUGUCCGACUUAGAGAAACUCAACAGCCAGGGUUGAAUCAGAUUCUGCCUGCACAUCCUCUUGAUGCUAACCAGCCAGUGUUGACCAUAGGACAAGACCAAAGCUACUACCAAGGCCAGCACCUGGGUGAGGAUCACAGUGAAGACUGGAGACAUGCACUCGACCGAUCUGGCUCUUCAAGUGAUUUAUAUGUUCAGCCUGAGGUGAGACUUCACAUACCCAAAGGUGGAGAAGCUCCAACAUAUGUCAACACUCAACAUCUUGAUCUGAAGGCUCUGGCAACAUUGCAAAUAGAUCCCAGCUUCAGCACAGAGAUCAGUGAGUCAUUAAACAACAGUGAAGACAGCUCAAUAAAAGAUGUCUUUGAUAUGAAACCAUUUGAAGACGCCUUGAAGCAUCAAACUUGCGAGCAGUUCUCAAACAAAGCUUCACCGGUUCCGAGUGACAAUCCUCAUUUACCUAGGACAAUCAUAGAUGCAAUGAAGGAAUGUCUCGAGGAAGAACCAUGGUUUCAUGGAGAAAUGAGCAGAAAGGAUGCAGAGCAGCUUCUGUCAACUGAUGGUGAUUUCCUUGUUAGAAAAAGUACAACCAAUCCUGGAUCCUAUGUAUUGACUGGCAUGCAUAAUGGCCAAGCUAAACAUCUUCUCCUGGUAGACCCUGAAGGAAUUGUUCGGACAAAAGAUCAUAUAUUUGAAAGCAUUAGCCACCUUAUCUACCAUCACCGUGACAACAACUUGCCUAUAGUCUCCUCUGGGAGUGAACUGUGCCUGAAGCAAUCGGUUGAGAGAAAGCAAUGAUUGCUAAAGCCAGUCAUGUGAUUUUAAUAAUCUCACAGAAAUUCUUAUUUUCUGGCUAUUAUUUAGUGGAAACAAAGAAGGGAUCUCUAGAUCUUGUGAUAACUGUUUGAUUUAUGUGAAAUGAUGUUGUCUGGUUCAGAGAAAGUGGGUGUUUUACUUGAAUUCUUAUUGCAAAAGAGUGGAUUGGACAAAAAGAUGUUGUGAAGGUGUUUUAUGUUUCAACUUGAACCAAUAUAUUUCUAAGAGAUAUUGAAUCAUUUACUAUUGUAUAGAUGAAAUGCUGAUAUCUAGCAGUCAUGAUGCAGAAAAUAUAUUUUAUGAUUUUUUCUUGAUCUAUUCAAUGGAACAUUUUACUAAAGAAGCACAAUAUUUAAACUGUUUAAAGGAAGACAUUUAACUGAAAUGACUUUAAUUGCAGCUACUAUUUUAAGGAACUACAGUCUUUUAGAAAAAUAAUCCAAAAAGUUAUUUGGUGAUGAACCUGAAAUUGAUGGUGUAGUUUAUUUUGUCUUUACAAAUUGUAAGUGAAAUUCUAUUUAUGUUGUACUUAUGUGAUCAUGUUAUAUGACUGCGAUGUUUUUAUCUGAAUAAUUGAGAACACAUGAGAACCAUAAUAACAGUGUCUGCUGCUGAAAAGUGGUUAUUACAUGGGUUUUUCCACUUUGAAUGGUUUUCAUUUACUUGCAGACCAUUUUAAUUCUUUUGAGGCACCAAAUGCUUUUGCACAGAGAUAAGAACUGAUAUUGGUAUGAAACCGACACAGUGUACAUUUUAAAUACAGCUGAUGAAAAAUUAUUCUAUUGUUAAUGUUUUAUUGAUGAGGCAGUUUAUCUGGCAUAAUGUGUGAAUGGAUGCAGAUAACAUGCUGAAUACUCAGAGAUUUAAACAAUCAGAACUUACCACAAUACAAUUGUUAUUUAAAAACAAUUCUUGAAUUUGUAUAACUACUUUGUUCUGUGAAUUGAAUGACUAGCUAUGUUACAGUUUUUCUCAUGAUCGUGAAUUGUAGGUAACAGAGUAUUUUGAUGUAAUAGAUGCCAAACAAUUUUCAACAUAAUUGCUUAGCAGCAAAUCGUACUAGCUUAUUAAAGGUUACAUAAAAUACGCACAAAGCCUGCGGUAGAUUAGUUCUUUAUUUAAAUCAAUUGGAAGGUUAAAACUUUAAGAAAAGUGCUGAAGCUAGUGGUUGUUAUCAGUUGAAAUGGCUUUUCUUAUGAUAUUACUAUACCAAAUAAACAGCUACCAAUCAUGGACACUCUGACAAGUAGAAGUGAAGAAAUCAUUGACUAAUUUUUACUACUUUUCUCAACAUCAUGGAAAACUACCAUCAAGCUUAGCACAAAAUUAAUGCACAGUAUUUGGCAAAUAUACAAGUUGUCAUCAUAUUUAACUCUUAAAACACUAGUAUUGUGCUAACAGCGUGGAGUUCAUUUUUAUUCAGCAGAUUGAAGGUUAAUAAACAAUUUUAAAAUACAAAGCAGUUGCUGAAGAUAAGAGAAUUCUUUUUCACAGAUUCAGUCAGGCAAUGCUGAAUUUCUA
Messenger RNA from Pristis pectinata (smalltooth sawfish), 3696 nucleotides. It is a transcript of the gene shc3, whose product is annotated as SHC (Src homology 2 domain containing) transforming protein 3. Gene Ontology annotation, biological process: cell surface receptor protein tyrosine kinase signaling pathway; intracellular signal transduction. NCBI's taxonomy places the organism in Eukaryota, Metazoa, Chordata, Chondrichthyes, Rhinopristiformes, Pristidae. Gene Ontology annotation, molecular function: receptor tyrosine kinase binding. The transcript has 12 exons. Gene Ontology annotation, cellular component: plasma membrane. The coding region runs from base 217 to 2157 and encodes 646 amino acids. The record is from RefSeq and is a predicted model, not a curated record.